This is a messenger RNA of Caenorhabditis sp. 36 PRJEB53466, 9114 nucleotides long. The record is from the annotation of a GenBank genome assembly. NCBI's taxonomy places the organism in Eukaryota, Metazoa, Nematoda, Chromadorea, Rhabditida, Rhabditidae.
AUGACGCGUAUUUACCAAAAGAAGAAUGGACAAGGAACGCCGACAAACGGCGGAGACCGAGAAAUGGAAUCGAUGGUGGCCAAGGGUGGUGGCUGGUGGAGGGGCUUCGGAGGCGAGCGUGGUCCGUCUACGUCGAGAAAGAACAGAAACGGAGAAAUACGUGGUAAAUCAUGUGAGAAGGCAUGAAAGUGCACAUGACCACUCAGACGCAGACACGAACGAAGAGGAAAGAGCGCGUGGAAGGGAGAAACGCAGACGAGCAGUCGAUCAGCUGAUGUUUAAAAUUGGAUGCGUAUGUAGCCGUAGAAUGGACACACUCAGGCCCAUUGAGAUGGCAAUUGCUGCUCGGCUGCCCCUCGCGAGCUCCAUUCGUUGAAUAAUGAGCAGAGCGUGUCAUGUUAGACGACGCCGUUGAGGAGAAAGAAGGACUUACUUGACAGUUCAAAGAAUCCGACAAUAGUUUGUGGACGGGAUGAGAGCGGACGCUGCGGAAUGAAUGGGAAAACUGGAAUCGAAGUGUGAAACGCAACAAAGCGAACGCCUUUUAUACUUUCUUUCCGCGUUUUAUGUGAGCGAUUUCCAUAUCGUUCUGAUUCGGAAAACGACAUGAAUUUUUGAUGUAUCAUUUUGGAACAGAUGUACGUGGUAUAUACGUGGUUAUAUGAUACUUGCAACAAAAAACAGAUGGUGUUCGUCCUUUAAAAAAAAAUAAGUAACCCUAUCCCAGAAUUGAGUGAAUCCAUGUGGUGACAUUAAGGGUUUGCUUUUUGUUCUCUUCCCCAAGUUCUGACCCAAUGUUUGUAGUUUUCACAAAUACUGUCAGCAGAAAAGCCAAUGUUCCACGAAAUACUUGUGCAAAGUGUCAAAGAGCAAGGGCGGCGGCGGCGGACUUCACGGCGAUUUGAUGACGUAUAUCGGCAUGUCAAAACUGUUUUGCAGAUUUGCUGAAAAGUUAUUCGGCCUCUCUGCAACAUUUUCUUCAGGUUCUUCAGGUUAACAACUUUCUCAACGGCACAACUGAAAACAUGAUACUCGUUGUAAUCUUGUUUCGUUACGUGCUCGCAAAACACUCUUGAACCUCUGGAGAUCUUCCGAGAACUAAACCGGAAUUGUAUAGAAAGUCAUGUGGUGUGCUCUCUUUGACCCCCGCUCCUUCGCCGCUGCUCCCCACUUCUAUCGCGAUCUCAUCACCACUUUCAUCGGCUCAUUAAUCCAUUCAAAUGCCCAUUUUUGAGUCUCCCCAUUCAUUCAAAAACCUUUGGAAGAACGAAACGUUUGAGGGAAUGGUAAACAAACCAGUUCCGAAAAAUGAGAAAGAGGAGAUCCAUUUUUCCGAGCCGGGUCCUCUCGAACCGAACUGAUUACUUUGCUCGGCGAGUAGUCUACUCACUCGCGCUCCCUCCUCACCGGCCGCACUGUUUCUUCGCGGCUACCAACUCCCACUCAUCUCUCUUCUAUGUGAUAUACUUGAGCUUAACGCUAGAUCUACAAGUUUUUGUAUUUCACUGACUUCCCCCUUCUGCAAUGUUCACCUACCGAGCCCUGGUAGUUUCGCUAUUGACUGAUUCUUUUUUCUGUCAAAUCACAUAUUUCUAUUGUUCCUCUGAAUUUUUUUUCAAAAACUCUUCAGAACGUAUCGAAUGUGCGAUUUUUGUGCUUUUGCUGUACUUUUCCAAUCCGUACUUUCCAAGAAUCCAGAAACCACCGGGACUAGUGUAAUUUGUAUAGUUUCAAGGUGUCCCUUUCACUCGCCCCUUCUUCAUUUUCAUUUUAUUUUUUCCGCUUCUCUUCGAGCAACUGGUCACCCGAAUUGCGUCUGUGUCGGCGGCCCGGUCCCGAAUGUACGUCUGUGUUACAAACCGACGCGUUUUAUGAAAAAUCUUCUGCCAUUUCGAUCUCAAGUUACUAGAUAACUUUGCAGUUUCUUCUUCAUGACGUUCGAGGCUUGUCCAUUAGUUCAAAGGCUACGGAGUGUAGGUUAAACGGCGCUUUAAACUUGCCAUCGGUUGCUGGAUCUUUUUUUUGUGAGUGCCGACGAAUGAGACGAGCCAUGCGUCAGGAAAUUCUUUAGUUUAUAGCCCUUCCUGUUCUUCAUCUUUACAAAACAAUUUUGAUUCUCCCAUUCUCACAUUUUGGUAGAACUGUGGAUUGCUCUUGACUAUACGUGCCGUUCACAAAUCAACCUAAGCAAUGAUGAGCCUCUAGACAAGUAGUUUCACCACUUCAAAAAAGCAUACGUCGGUUCUAUGUACCAAUCUACAGUAGACCGACAAAAGUGCGAAUCGAAUGCUUGGCGUGCGAAUUCGAGCACUCUUUUUCAACGCAAAUGUUUGCAAGAAACAAGGGUUUUCCGGGGAGGUCUUGUGCUGACUUCUUUUGUGUAUAUUGGAACUCUCGAAAUGUAAGGGAAGGAUGUGUGUCCCCCAGUGUGGCAAGAACAUCCCUGUCGUCAUAAUCCUUUUCUAUUUUUUCAAUUGCACUCGUGCUUUUUGUUUUACGUGAUAAGAAGUGCAUCUUUUCAAUGAUGCCAUUAUGUUUGCUAAAGGCAGAGCUCGGGGACCACUUUUUAUAGGAACUCUCAGAAGCUCAUAUGAAAAAGUGAAGAAAAUUGUGCUCUUGUGAGCCCAUGACGUAUGAUUUUUUGUUGAACGAUUCGGAAACUGAGAACGUCACAUAAUAUUAUCUUCGAAAUUCCCCAGUUUAUCGUCUGGCCACCACUUGAAAGAGCUGGCUGUUCACCUUUUGUUUUGCAAGACAUCACCCCCAUUCCUCAUAACAGUUGGUGUGAGCUUUAAUCCAAUCGGCGGACAUCUGCAAGCCAUUGAUUGAAAGAUCCGACGACUGGCGCCACAAAAAAUGAGGAGAAAACGUUAUGGAUGUGUGGGUGCUGGCUGGAAAAUUGUUUUGAUUGUUGCCGGGAAAGAGGUCCCCACGGAAAGCUGAGUUAGUGUUGAAAUAUUGUACCUAUCAACUGACACCAACUUGUUUUUCUCGCCGAGGUUACCCGCCCACGCAGAGACGUUCGAGAAGGCUCUUAGUAUUUCAGUUUGUGUCUAGCAGAUCCCUCGGCAAUAGUCUAACUUUUCAAGUACGCUAAUUCUACGUAUGGCUUGAGUGAGCAAAUAGAUAAAAGCGGCAAAUUGGCUGGCGCGCGCGCGAGAAAAAAUCACUUUUCACACCUUGUAUUCAUCACCGUCGAUCUUGCGUUUCUAUUUGAUAUCCCCCUCUCUUCAAUCUUUCCAUCAAAUAUUGGGCUGGCUCGACUGCGCGAUAUCUGGCUCGGUGUGUAAUGAUAAAUCGCGCAAGUGACUAUCACACUAUUCUCCCCCUCCACCCACUUUCGAUCCUCCGUUAGAUUGCCAUUCGCCUUUGUUUCAACUCACGAGCGACUUUCAAUUCGUCAAGGUAAAUUUAGCAAAAUUUCUCAUCUCGUGGUGGGGUCUAGUGUUAGCAGUGUCCUUGUAGAUGAUUACACACUGAGCCAGACAGUCCAAGCUUCCUAUUUUAGUACUAACUAUAUGAAUUCUUCUUGUACAAUAAUAUUUCCGCAUCUUUUCUUUGCUCUUUCUUUUGUUCAAAACGACUUCUCAAUACAAAAUACGAAUUUUCAGUUUGGACUGUCUGGUGUACUGUUGCUACGCUGAGGUGUCUGAGCGAAACAGGGUCCCCCAUUUAGUCCCCCCAAAUAGAUUAAGAAAUAAACAAUAACAGAACUGAGUGUAAUUCAAUGCAAACUUUUCAGCUGCGCCACUCUACUAUGUCCGACGAGGAAGAACAAUAGUGGGUUAUGCGUUCCAGUUUCACUUCAUCAUAUUCUUCCUCCUCCUCGCUUAACCCUUCAUCCACCUCCAGCCCGCUGUCUUAUAGUAGCUCUUCAUCGCAACUAAACUUUCGUAGAUCAUCGGCCACCCCCUCACAUGGUCUCUCGUCUCGUGUUGGAUCGGACUAUGGCAGUCAGUUCCAGCGUGAUUUGUCGGGCCGUGAGACGUUGCCAGCGCGACUGUUUCCGAAUAGAUCAAGUAGCUUAGCCGGUAGGUCUUCCCAAGAUGCGCCGAUCAGCAGUAGAGUGACGCGCGACGAGCAAACGAUCGGGUUGCUCGAAAGGUACGGUAAUGGGGCGCGUAAGACAUCAGUAGGUGAGAGUUCCACUUCGCAGUACCUCAAGCAGCGCAGACAACAGCAGUUCGAGCCAGACUCUGGGCCAUCCUCAUCGGCCAUUGGUCAGCGCCGCCAGUCACUCGAAGCUUUUGGCUCAUCAACAUCAUCAGCAGCAUCGCCGUUCUCGCCAUUGUUUUCUCGCGACCAACCUUCAACUUCAUCGUCACUUUAUGGGCCAAGAGAUGGAGCUCGUCAGAACCCGCCGGAUGCGCAAGACGUUAAUCAAAACGAGUAUAUGCAACGCCUGUUGGCUGCUCACAAUCGAGUCGAUGACUUACUCCGAUCACGUGGAUUGAGCGGAGAGGAUGAGCGAAAGUACUUGAGAGCGUGGGAAGAGAUUCCGAUCAUUCGGGAGGAACGAUACCGACGAGUUCGGACGCCGAGCAGCUCCAGCGAUUCCGGACUCUCAACUGACAAUGACAGCGAUCGGAGCAAUGCGGAGGCGGCGCCAGCUGCAGAACCGUCCGGCGUAGAGGCUACGGAGCACUUUGGAUUUGAGAGAGAAGAGGAGGACAUCCAGAUAGUUCAUACUUACGUGGUCAAAGCGAAGGAGAAGGCGUUCUACAGUGAGAAGUUGGAGAAUGUUGACUUCAAUUUGGACAAGAAGCAAGCCAAACCGGGCAAGGCAUCGAAGGCACUUCUGGCGCCUUGCCCGUCCGGUCAAUGCCACCUUUCGGUCAUCAAAGCAAAGGACAUUAACGCGACAAACAAAAAGAAGGCCAACAUUUGUGAUACACGUACUGUUUUCCCGUCGGCGGUCAAAGAAACCGUAUCGAUCACCCUCCCGGCAGCUCCUACACCGAAAAUCUUGAUGAAUGCCCGACAGGAAUUGAAGAAAGUUGCUCAACCUGUUCAGAAAGAACCAGCAAAGCAGAAAGAGUCCAUCAGCAAGUGUACCAAGACUCUCCGAGCGGACGCCAAAAGAGAGGAAGUUUUGAAAAUGCUGGAAGAACCCCGUACCCUGCUGAAACUCAGUGCCAGCUUCAGCGCUGGUGAUUUGAACAAGUUGAACAAGCCGACCUUGCCAAAGCGACGGAAGACGUACGACGACAGUGUGAAAGUGCAGCAGAAGAGCGUGCUGGCAAGUCUGAAACGGAAGAAGAUGGAUGUCAUCCCUAGCACCGCGGAGAUCUCAAUUCAGCAUUGCAGUUUUUAUAAUCAACUGGCCAGGGAUAACUUUGCCGAAAAGAAUGUCCGUCUCAACUUGAGAAUGACCGAACGAGCACCCAAAAACUGCUGCGCUCAAGUUGUUCUGCCGGCCCCACCACGUGUCAUUUACGUCAGAAAAGAUAUCAGCAUCUUCUGGACUCAACCUCCGCCAAGAAGAACCAAGACACAGGAGCUUCCGAAGCCAAAGGUCGGAAGACUCAACAGAGCAUUCACUGUUGAAUUGGAGAAAGAAGAGAAGGAACUUCGGAAGGUGAAUCGGCUGAAGAUUCCCGAGUAUUUCUUGCAAAGCAAUGCUGAAAUGUUCGAAGAUAUUAUGGGUGUGAAGAAUGGAUUGAAACGGGUUCCAAUCAUUGGAGGGUUCUUGGUUCAACCCAAAGCGAAGCCAGCUACUCCACCGCCGUCAACUCUCCGAAGAGCGGGUGCAAUCCGUCGGAAGCCAACUCCUAUCAAGGAGGAGGCCAGUGCUCCGUACUCCGAUUUCUGCCCACCGCAAACGCCAAACAGUCCGUUGCCUCAAAUACGGAUUGUGCGUCCUCUCGAGCCAGAUCCACCGCCUAUUCCCCGGAGGAGACCCCCGCCUACGUCAUCAUCGAAGCAUUUAAACUUGCAUGGCUCCCUAGCGCUGUCCGCGAUGCCUAGAGGAGCCGCAAAAAACUACGAGUCACAACAUCAACAUUUCGCGGAAUUGUCAGAAACAGAUAAACUACUCAUCGAGCGAUUCAGCUCCCGAAUGCACAUUCCACGCCCUAGUGCUAUCAUCCGCGCCCUAUCGCCGUUCAACGCCAUUCGAGCGCUCAAGUCGCACCUCAAAGACCGAUGUGCCAGUCCGCCACCAAGGUUCAUUCAUAGAAGAGCACCAAGAAUGCGAUCGCCAACGCCAUCCAGAGAAGUGAAACCGAUCAAAUUGAACGCAGCGGUCGUUUCGAAGAAAGCGCUCCCCAGAAGACAUUGGCUUGACUUCCAAGUCGAUCUGAAACGCGUUGACUUCGAGAAGCACCGUUCGCGGAUGAAGCCGAGAAGACGUCUCAUGCGUUGGAUUCCUAGAUGGCGUCGCAGAGGGUUGGUUUGAGUAGUCGGUUGAGUUCGGAUGAAGGGUAGCCAUAGUUUCUGCUCGUGUUCAAGUUUAAGUUCCCAGUUCCCAGUUUUCUAACUUUGUUUUCUAACACAACCCUGUUUAUUUUUUAGUACCGACGAGGAGGUCGAGGAAGUCGAAGAAGAGGAAGUGGAGGCCGAUUACGCGCCGUCCGAAACUGACACUACCCGUUCUGAUCGGUAAUCUUUACGGCCACCGCUGCCGCUGCAGCCGUCGCAUUGAAUUAGCAAAACCUGUUCGAAUAUUUCAGACCGAAAACCAAGUCGUUUACUGAAGAUGAAGAAGGUUUGACCGAGGGAGAACGCGCCAUGGCGGUAACAAGAUUAUUGUGUUUGUUGGCCUUGAACCGAAUAGUUUGAAGGCCGCUAAACGUCGUCACGAGGAGGAGCAACACGCGAAACUUCAAGACUACGAAGAUCGUCGUCGCAUUGAACGCGAGAAGGAAGAGGAAGAGUUGAAGAAAUUGAAGGAGAAGCAGGAGAGACGCAAAUUGGAGCGUGAGCAGGAAGAAAAGGAGCAAGAGGAGAGACGCCGCGCUGCCGAUGAUCGUCGUCGCCAAGAAGAGGUUCUGAAAUGAGAGAAGAGAAUGAAAAAGGAAAUGUUGUGAUUACAGGAAGAGAGAAAGGCGAAGAUUGAAGAAGAUAGAAAGAAGAAGGAGGAGGAGAAGAACAAGAGAAACCAAAUGAUUGGAGGUGGAUUCCAAACCGGACAAGGUGGAAGGUAUCGGAAUUUAUAUUUUGAAAAAGCUAUGAUUUUGGGUAAUUACAGAAACUUCACGAUCCCUAAGAAGGGAGCUCAAAACGACAAGUUUGGAAACAUUGUUCAGGCGAAGCAAGAGAUGGGAAUGACCAAGGAGCAACAAGACGAGGCGAAGCGCGUAAGUUUCAUAUGAAUAUUUUUGAGUCGAUCCUUCUCUUCUUUUCUUUCUAGAAACGUUCCACUUCUCGGAAACCACCAGGUAUCACCAGAGCGGUGUAUAAUAACUUUAACGAAUUACAAACGUUUUCUAACAGUUUACAAAUCUCUUAUACUUUCAGUUAUUUUCAGUUUAUAACAUUUUGGUGACAUUCGAUACAAAAUAUUAACACCGAUAAAAUCAAUAAUUAAGGCGUUCCUGGCGACCAUUCGCAAAGGAAUCCCGACCGCCGCCGAAAUCUCUCCAAACGAGCUAAAGGCCAAGAUCAAGGAGUUGCACCAGAGAAUUUGCAAGCUCGAAGCCGAGAAGUACGAUCUCGAGAAACGUCACGAGCGUCAGGAGUACGACGUGAGCAUCAUCGCAUCCUUCCUUGGCUCAUAUUGUCCAUUUUCAGAUGAAAGAGCUCAACGAGCGUCAACGUCAAGUCACUCGCAACUCGGCUCUCAAGAAAGGCAUUGACCCCGCUGAGGUCGGCAGCUCCAGAUACCCGGUAAGAGAAUCACACAAACUUUAUUGAAUCGUACUAACCAGUAGCAUUUUCUUUUCAGCCGAAACAACUAAUCGCCUCUAAAUACGAGCGUCAAAACGUUCAGGCUUUUUACAAAAGCCGUUCUCUUUUCAUCAAUGUAAGAUACGUGUUGUUUGCAGCCAAAGGUCCAAAUUGUGUCCAAGUACGACCGUCAGAUUGAUCGUCGUAACUUCCGUGAGCGUCGUUGUGUUUUUGACAGAGUAUGUUGUACCUGUGUCCGUUGUCCUAUGUCUAUGUCUCAUGUCUUGUUUGUGUUCAGAAAAAUGCUCAUCCAUGUUUCCCCGGCGUCCCACCACCACCAGCAAUCUAUGAUAAGAUUAUCUUGGCAGUUGAGGUAGACAGUUAUUUUUAAGUGUACAAUUUCAGAAUUAAAUUUAGGAAGAGGUAGUUGCGGAUGAGGAAGACGAAGAGUAGAGGAAUGAGCAACGAGAAUGAAUCGACGAUUAGUGUGUGUUUUCUGUAACUGACAAUUGACUCUUUUAAACAAAGAAACUAUACUUGCAAAACGAGACCCUUUGUGAUGUGUUUCCGUAUUAUGACGACACUUUUUACUAACCAAUGUGUUUGUUCAUGUACCAUCAAUAAAUGUUCUUACGUUAAUGUGCAUAGUUCAAUUUUAGGUCAAGCAACCUGAAGAUGCUCUUUUUUCUGAUUGGCUAGACACUUUUGCCAAUAUCGUUCCUCAAAAGCUGAAAGUGAUUAGCGCUCGUGACGACAUUCACGCUUACUUGAAUAGCCCCGAUAGAUGUCCAAAGUACACCGAAAAGGUAGAGCUCUAGCCUUGUGGUCUCCAAAUCCUUGAGGAAUAGAAAUCGCUGGGAAAAGGAUGGACAUUGAUGUUCCGAUCCCUUUUCCCGUGUUGAGCAAGAGCGAAUUAUAGAACAGAGUACCUACGUAGUGCAUAGGAACAACUCCUAACCGAGCAAAAGCUGUCUGGCCAGACGUUGAUUUAAUUUGAGACUAAUGUCUACUGUAAGAGUCCCGUAGACUUGUUCAGACGGGAAUAGAGAUCUAAUUUAAUGCAGUGGGGAAGUGCAAAUCUGAGCCCGCUUGGAUGAUGUCACAGAAAAAUGUACUUAUUCCGCACACCAAUGAGCACUUUAUCUAUUUCAGGAGCCAAUCGUAGGCACGUCUCAAUCGACUUUUGUUCCUAGACGUCUUUCUAUCCCUUCUGCGGUAAGAAUAGAAUACUUUCUAUGUAUUUUCAGACUUAUCAAUCAAUUUUUUCAGUUCCUCAGACAAGGAUGA